Pseudozyma flocculosa PF-1 is the source of this 2757-nucleotide messenger RNA. RefSeq lists its product as uncharacterized. NCBI's taxonomy places the organism in Eukaryota, Fungi, Basidiomycota, Ustilaginomycetes, Ustilaginales, Ustilaginaceae. The record is from RefSeq and is a predicted model, not a curated record. The transcript has a single exon. The coding region runs from base 1 to 2757 and encodes 918 amino acids.
AUGCCGAGCAGCCUCGGCAGCCAGGACUCGCACCUCUCCGGCUCCGACCUGGUCCCAUCCCUCUCCAAGACAGACUCUUCCAGAUCGUCUCAGUCGACGCCGUCGACUUCUGCCGAGUGGACGUUCGAGGACGCGGCAUAUUCGGAUCGCAAGCCGUCUAUCCAAACUGCCAACCUCGGCGACGGCUACGUGGGCGCCGAGUCAGAUACCAGCGGCAUCGUUCGACCCGAGCCACUGCGAGCAUUCCGUUCCGAUUUGGCCGUGGCCGACCGGAUCGCCGCUGGUGACGUCGAGCGACACAGCAUGGCCGCUGUUGGCCGCAGCGCACCGGGCAUUCCCGAGCCAGCGAGCAGACUCCGCACCGAGCACCCCUCUCAGCAUCAGCAGCAUCUCCACCAUCCGCAGUCGUAUCCGCUGAGGCAUCAGCGCGUCGAGCAGCCCAACUCCGACAUGGAGGGACACCACCAGGCGGCCAACUACGCGUCGCUCGCGGCGAUCGCGGGCACCCUCCCACCGUCGGGGCUGCCGACGCACGGCGUUCCCGUCGCCGACGAGGCUGAAGAGGGAUGGUCGUCGCUCAACGACCCGGCCUACGCCGGCGCCGUGCGCUUGCUCACCGAAAACCUCCUCUCCGCCGAGUCCGCACCGCGGCUGUCGACGUCCUCGAUGGACAGCACGGUGACCAGCGAGCUCCACACGCCGGAUAAUUAUCACCAGCCUUGGAACAUGAUCGAGGCCGGCUUCAAGGCCGAAAACGCCAAAGGCGGCCAGUCGCUGCCCAUCGACGCGUCUGUCGACGGCGGCCUGCAGAUCGGCGGCCUGGAUCGACCGAUCAAGGCGGGCGGCGAUGCCUCUUUGUCGCCGGCGGGUGCCGAGAGGAGCAACACGCUCAAGCGACCCACGCAGUUGUCGAGGCUGUCAUCGAACGCCACCAACGUCACUCUGAAGCCGUCUCCGCCGGCGUCAUCGUCUUCAUCUUCUCCUGCGGCCAACAUGUCGACGACAUCGGCAGAUGCCGCCCAAGUCCCGGACGUAGCCCGCAUGUGCGUCAGCCAAGACGCAGCCUCCCGUCGCUCCGGGGCCGAUGCCGCUCCCGUGGGCCGGCGCUCGCCGGCAGCAGACGCGAUGACCCUCGGCGAGCACGAAGCUCGCAUGCACGCCGGUACCUCGAGCAGGACAGUCCUUGCCAGCCCGGACUCUUGGCGUUCGCUCCUCCCCGAGCACGACCCCUUCUUUGUGCCAGAGAGUUCCUUUUCGCCGCAGUCUGAGCACCGCUUCAGCUUCUCGAGUAGCCAGGCGCCGCAUGCGCCGAACUCCCCUCGACACAUCGCCGACGAGGCGGGCUCGUUCCGCGGUCCAUCGCUCGACUCGAGCGGCGAGCACACCUUUGCCUCGUCGUUCAAUGGCGCUCGGGCCUCGUUCAGCAGCGCCGUGAGCCACCAGUCUGGCUCUUCCUCGCUGAGUGGGCUCACCGCAGACACCGACAGCUGGCGAAGCUUUCUGCCGGAUUCGGACCGUUUCUCGUUGCGCAACGCUCCGUCGCCACGGCUCAGCGCCUCUGGCGCGCUUCUCAGCCCGCAGCCGAGCGCGGUGGCACCCGCAGACGGGGGACAGUUGGAGCCGCCCAUCAUUUUGGACGCCUCCGGUCAUCGGGCCGCAUUCCUUGCCCUUCGCGGCAUCGCCGGCCAGGAGCUCGCGCAGCAGGUCAAGGACUCGUCGUCGCGACGCCAUGCGAGCUUCUCUAGCUACGAGCCGCCGAACGCUGCAGGAGCUUCGAGGCCGGCGAUGGCAUCCACCCGUCGGCCGACGGUGGUCGAGUCACACAACGGCAAGCGGGAGGGCGCGUCGACGACCCACGCGCGGCCCAACAUCAUUGCGACGAAGCGGGUAUCAUCGCCCCUGUCACACUCCGAAGGCCACACGCACAAGCUCGCCUGGACCAGCUCGUCGGCUUCGGUCGACUUUGACGACCUUGAAGAUCGUGAGAGCUGGCCGACAAGCCGGGGCAGGUGCAAGCAAGGCGCAGCCAGCCGCAACGAUGGCCCUGUGCGAAAGAGCCCUGUUUCUGUCGAGCCGACUUCGCCCAGCAGCGUCGCCCUGGACGGGCCUCGCGUCGGCCCGGAUGGGGCAGGCGGCCAGGUCGACGAGACAUCGAGCAGCGUUCUGCAGGCCACUCCCGACGGACUGGUGGCUACGACGACGACCAAGACGACGCGGACCACGACGGUGACGAAGCUGAUCGCGCCGACCGUCGAUGUCGAGGGCGCCCAGGGGCCGUCGGAUGAUGCAAAAUCGAACAAGAGCUCGAUGGAGCCGCCCGAGUCGCGCAAGGCGGAUGCCGUCCCGGACACGACAAUGGUGGACUCGAGACGCUCGACGUCGUGCAGCAUCUCGGCGCCACUCAGCCCGCCGUCGCUGCCGUUCCUCGACAGCCGGCCCGCUCCCCCCGAGACGGAGCUCAUGGUCGAGACUGGGCCGACGCAGUAUACGCUCAUCACGCACCUGCCCGGCUUCUCGAUCGACUGCAUCACGCUCGCCACCAAGCAGCACAAGAACCACCGCACCCUGCACCUGGUGGCCGACAAGUUCGAUGACGAGGACGGCGGGCACUUUGAGAGGCGGGUGACGUUCCCUGAGGGCGAGUGCGACCUGGUCGGUGUGCGCGCCGAGUUUGAUGGGACGACGCUGCGCAUCUUUGUGCCGCGCAAGGAUGCCCGCGGCCGUGGCUUUAGCUCCGCCAGCAGCGCCACCUUCUAA